Nematostella vectensis (starlet sea anemone) is the source of this 1900-nucleotide messenger RNA. RefSeq names its product Werner Syndrome-like exonuclease. The coding region runs from base 36 to 1079 and encodes 347 amino acids. Lineage: Eukaryota; Metazoa; Cnidaria; Anthozoa; Actiniaria; Edwardsiidae. The record is from RefSeq and is a predicted model, not a curated record. Gene Ontology annotation, biological process: nucleobase-containing compound metabolic process. Gene Ontology annotation, molecular function: nucleic acid binding; 3'-5' exonuclease activity. The transcript has a single exon.
GUUUGCCUGGUCACGUGUUCGUAAAAAUAAAAAACAUGGAGGAGUUUUAUAAGACAGGCACGAAAAGACCAAGUUUUAAUGGUAAUAGAAAGAGAGCUCAUCAAUGGACUGAGAGAAAUGAAAGAGCAUCAGCCACAAGAGUGUUCACUCUGCCUUCUCCUGCUAGCGGUGUCGAGGUAGUCUACACGAAAUGCCCGGAUGAUGCAGAUUUGUGGAUACACAAAAACAUAAACUCGUCUACCGUUGCUAUCGGCAUGGAUAUUGAAUGGAGACCACAGUUUAUUCCAAAUAAAUUAGGAGGAAAAGAAAACAAUACAGCUACACUACAGUUGGCAGUAAACCACUCCUGCCUUGUGUUGCAUCUAUUUCAUAUGCGUUUGGACUUGUUGCCUCGCUCCUUGUUGAAUGUGUUGGGUAAUAUCAGAAUACUUAAAGUAGGUAGUGGUAUUUCGGGAGAUGCAGUAAAACUUUUGCGUGAUACAAAUAUUUUGUGUAACGGGAGAUCAGACAUCCAAGUUUAUGCCAAAGUUCUUGCUUUAAACCAAGAUGGGACUGGUUUGAAAAAACUUGCCAAAACGAUUUUGGGAAUUGAGCUUGAUAAACCAAAGAACAUUUCCCUGAGCAACUGGGAGCUGUUCCCUUUAACAUAUAAACAAGUCUCCUAUGCCGCUCUUGAUGCCUGGGUGAGUUUUAAGCUUUUUGUCGAGCUGAAACAAAGACUACACAAAUCUGGACUUGUGCGAAAAACUGGUGAACAACACUUGAUAGAAACAGGUGUUCCCAUGGGUAAGAAAGCAGAGGCUAUGGUAAGCUGCAAGUCUUGUGGCAAGAAAUACAAGAGUAAAGCAGCCCUGUUGGAGCACAUUGAGGUCAAAAGUCAUCAAAGUCAUGUAGUUGAUGAUACGACAGAGAAGGAGGAAUCGCAUUCCAGAGACUUUGUAACUCAGCUGAAUGAACCAAAAGCUGAGCCACCCUUAGGACAUGUAGAUUGUAAAAAGUGUGGGAAGCUUUUUUUAAACAAAGUAUCUAAGAAUCACAAGAGAAGGUGCAAAGGAAAAGGGGAAAGUGGAGAAUUAUGAAGUUUUGGGAAAUUGGUAGUGAUCUAUUUAAUUAUCUCAAUUAAACAAUUUCUCUUGUGAACAGAUUCAUUCCUUUUGGCUUAUCUCCUCUGCUCAAGGGAAUUUUAAAAUUAUAUCCAUAGAUGUUGAUUCUUAUGCAUUUUAAUCAAACCUGUUUUUAUACAGUUUCUGUAUAACUUCUUUCUUUAUGAUAGGGAACUUGCUGUGCUUAAAGAUCAUGUUACCUUUUGGGUGGCAAAUUCAAGCAGAAAUAAACGCAGUAAUGACUGCACUCAUCACACCAGAGAAUGACAAAAAAUUAAAAUCUUUAAAGGAAACUAAACCCUUUCUGAAAACAAUUCAGGCUUUAUUUGUCAGCCCUAAAUAAGUCACUUUUUGUAACUAUUGUUUUGCUGCUAAAAGCCUGAGCAUGUGCUUGUUUGCCACCCAACGAGUCACGUGAUCUCUUAGUGGAAGCCCCCUAUUGGGUUAGAAUUCUCUGCUCAAUUGUCCCUUACUGUAAAUAUUCUACCAAAAGUUUCUGGAAAACUGUAAAGUGAGUAUAAGAGGCAGGGAGUGGGGGGGGGGAGGUCAGUAAAACAUGUUCUCAUUUCUGUAACCUCCCUACCCUCACCAUUAACACACAAAUAUUCCACAUUUUAACACUUAUCAAACAUGUGUCCAAAGAGAGUGGGGUAAUAGCUAGUGGUACAGAUUUUGCUUCUCAAGUAAGAGGAACAGUGUCAGGUCAACAUAGGUUUCAGAUGUGUAAGAACCUCUUCUUUGGGAACUGUGCACCCCUUGUGGUUUGGGUGACUACAUUAAAUGGCAAUUCCAUCUAA